UCUAACUGUGUUCUCCAGUCCUCUUGUUCUAUUAUUCAAGAAGUAUAUCAAAGUUACAGAUCCACUACAGCUUACAUAUUUUACAGUUUAUUCAAUGGAUCUGCCCCCAGAAACACAACAGCACCACAUUACCAGUAUUGCUGCUGCUGCUGUUGACUAGCCCAAUCAUGUCCUCAGCCCAAGAAGGAGACACAGUAUUCACAAGCUAUGGGGCAGUGGAAGAGAAGAAACUAGAAGCUGAAUCAGACAUUGAUAAACCAGAUGCCAUUACCUUGCCCCCACUUGCUGCUAGUCCUAUAAACUCUCUUGAUGAUGUCAACCAAGAAGAUAGCUAUCACCCCAGCCUUAACCACAAAAAAGCUGCUUUGCUGAUAAAAGAGGGCAAGGACAAUGAGAAAUUUGAGUUACUGCCAGAGAAUAAGAGAUCAUGGAUAGCAUACAGGAUACUCCACAAUCCUUUCUAUUACUGGCUUGCACUGAUACUAGCUGUAGCUCUUAUGCUACUGGCAUUCUUGGAAGAACCAUCAGCUAGAUCUGAACUGGAUGAGAAAAACAAAGGGAAACGAAUUGGUCACUUAGUUACUGAGUUGGCAAUUCUUACAUUUUUUGCUGUUCAGUUAUUGUUGCGUUUUUUAUGGCUGGGACCAAAGCUGUUUUUUAAAGGAAGAUCAACAGUUGUUGCUAUCGUAAUAAUAGUGAUGACUCUUGAAAUAAUUGUUUUGUUUGCUAAGCCAACUGAUCGGCAUGUGAGGAUUAUGAGAGCACUGCGACCUUUCUUUCUCCUUGAUACUUACCUCAUGUAUGGAGUGAGAAGAGUUGUGCGACAGAUAUUUCAAUGUCUCAAGUACAUUAUUGAUGUAAUGCUGGUCCUUUUCUUUCUUGUUGCAGUUUUUGCUUUAGUUGGAUAUUUUCUCUUUAAAAACAUAAAUCCUACGUAUUUUAGAACUUUAGAAUUAAGCAUAGUUAGUAUGAUUGUGACUCUCACAACAGCAAACCAUCCAGAUGUUUUCAUGGAAGCAUACAAAAAAAGUGAUUUUGCUCCAAUAUUUUUCAUGAUAUACAUGUUUGUGACUUUCUAUUACUUCAGCAAUGUUUUAUUGGCUGUGUUGUUUGCUAAAUUUAAAAGUGCUGAAAAGAAAAAGUAUAAAAAACUUUAUCUCCACAAAAGAGAGGCACUGCAUAGAGCAUUUGAUCUUCUGAAGAAUGACAAUGACAAUAUCAUAUUUUCUGAUUUUUUGUUAUUCAUGAAGAAGUAUAAUCCUAGAACUUCACCUUAUCAAACAAUGUGCUUAUUUAAAGCACUUCAGAAAUGCAAUGGAGUUGAGGGUUGCCUCAGUUUAGAAGAAUUUUCAAGUUUUUAUGAAUAUGAGAACAUGAAAUGGGAGCUGAUACAUAAGACUGGUCGGAUUGUUGCUUGGUAUGAAAUACUGAAUGAAACUCCAAAAAAGCUAAAGAGAGCUUUAAAAUUACUUCAUUUCAUUGUGAAUCAUUGGCUCUUUGAUAUAGUUAUGGCUCUAAUUGUCUUGGCCAACCUCUUGUAUCUCAUUAUCUACAUCAUACUAUAUGUAGACAAUAAUAAUGCUCAAAAUAAUACAAUGAAUGAUAAUUGCACAGAAAAAGAAAAUAAAGAUUACUUUUGUUCAGCAAGGCUAGGAAUAGCUGGUUCAUUUAUUUUUAACUCUAUUUAUUUAGUUGAAGUAAAUUUGAAGCUGUUCCUUAAUGGACCAGUGAAAUACUUCAGGAAAUGGGCAAACUGGGUUGAUUAUAUUCUUGUGGUUGGUAGCUUUAUCUUCCUAUGCAUUGAGAUAGGACUCAUUCAAAAUGAUGCAGACAGUCCAAGUUUCAGAUACAUUGCCAUAAUACGCCCACUCAAAUUAUUAAGGUUGCUCCGUCUUAAAAAGAAUUAUUUCUUUUUGAUUCGUAUAUUAAUAGUACUGGCAUCAAGAAUGACAAGUGUCCUCAUCUUGCUUAUGAUUGUAAUUUACUUCUUCUCAAUAAUCGGCAUGGAGGUGUUCACUGGAAAUAAUGCUGUACGUGCAGGUUGCUGUGCAAAUGCAGAAUUUAAUGUUGGUGUUUAUUAUGACAAUUCGACAUUAUAUGAUCCUGGCUUGUACUAUUUGAAUAACUUUAACACUCUUGGUCGUAGCUUUGUGACACUGUAUGAAGAGAUGGUUGUUAAUAAUUGGUUCAUUCAAAUGGAAGGAUUUGUAUCAACUACUGGUAAAGCAGCAAGAUUGUAUUUCAUUUUAUUCUGGAUGGUGACAACACUUGUGGUCAAUAUUGCCAUAGUCUACAUUGUUGAUGCUUUUGUUAAUGCAUUGAAGGCUAGCAAAAUGAAUGAAGAAAUAUCAUCAGGAGAAUUAAAAAGAGUAAUUAAAAUAUCACUGACGAGGUCUGAGAUUAGAACUUUAUCGAAUGUCAUCCAUUUGAAAGCUAUAUAUGAAGUUAGGAAAAGGUUUUCCAUUUACAGGUGGAUCAGAAAACAUUACGAUAUUCCUGCCAGAACAAUAGAAUUGUAUGGAGGUGAGUUUAGAGGAAAGAGAAUGAUGACAGAUGAUGAUCUUCGAACUAUCAUCUACAAAGGAGACAUAGAAGAAUGGAAGGAGAAAUUUGAUGAAGAGCGUGCAAUGCUAGUGUCAAAACAAAAAGGAGACAGCAUAGCAAUUCACAAGGAGACUCCACGUGAACAUGCAAAGAGAAUGAUUCUCAUGCUAGCUGAGAAAAUGAAGCAACUUUUCUUUUAUUUACUAGGAUGAAGAAUACUACUACAUUUAUUGUGUGUAUAUGACAGUAUGUGUGUGUACAAAUACACAUGAUGUGUGCAAAUAUUCAUAGUUAUUUUUGGAAUUAUAUUCAUUGUGCCAAACAAGAUGCUGUUAUUGGAA
Molecule: messenger RNA, 2885 nt
Organism: Amphimedon queenslandica
Lineage: Eukaryota; Metazoa; Porifera; Demospongiae; Haplosclerida; Niphatidae
Product: two pore calcium channel protein 1-like
Exons: 25
Coding region: 168-2756 (862 amino acids)
Biological process (GO): transmembrane transport; monoatomic ion transport
Cellular component (GO): lysosomal membrane; endosome membrane
Molecular function (GO): monoatomic ion channel activity; voltage-gated channel activity
Source: RefSeq, a predicted model, not a curated record